Nanorana parkeri is the source of this 2610-nucleotide messenger RNA. RefSeq names its product SMC5-SMC6 complex localization factor 2 (gene SLF2). The coding region runs from base 1 to 2604 and encodes 867 amino acids. The transcript has 19 exons. Gene Ontology annotation, cellular component: nucleus; site of double-strand break. Lineage: Eukaryota; Metazoa; Chordata; Amphibia; Anura; Dicroglossidae. The record is from RefSeq and is a predicted model, not a curated record. Gene Ontology annotation, biological process: positive regulation of double-strand break repair; protein localization to site of double-strand break; DNA damage response.
AUGGACCCUUGUGCGUCUAACAAAUCUCCACCAUUCAAAAGGCAAAGGAAAAUCCCAAAGCAGUCACCCAGCAAGAGCCCCAUCAUAGAAGCCUUUCUAAGGAGUAAAGAGAAACAAGCAAUUGUAAGAAAUGUGCAGACUUUUUGUGCAAAAUGUGGCAUGAAUGUACUAUCUCCUAAGGUGGUGAUUGAGAGACUAACAUUACCCAAGAGCACAGUGGUUAAUUUAAAAGAAGGGUUUAAAAAAUUCUCUAUCAGUGCAGAGGCUGUCACUCAAAGCCCGUCCUCCUUAAAGAGUUGUGUACAGUCUAGAAAUGAAAGACCGCUAUCAGUUUCUGAAAAAUCUCACUUUAAUCAGCAGUUUUUCGAUGAAAGGAGCCAAACCCCGGUAAGUGGACAAAGAGGUCACGGUCCUCAGCAACCGUUUUUCUUAGUAGACUCCUGGGCAUCCCGUAACAGGUCCCACGGAGGAAUAACAAAGAAGAAAAACACUCAUCAGGCCGUUAGUCUGAGGAAAGCAGAGAAACAUGAAUUACUUUCAAAGGUGAAUGGAACAUCCCCAAGUAGUAGAGCAACUUCAAAUGGCACAGCUACUUUAGAUGGCUGCAUUAAGGUGGCCAUCUUUAAUAAGGUUCAUGACGUGGCAGCCAUCUUUAACAUGGGCAAGGCACACGGCAAGCUGCUGCAAACUCCUCCAGAAGUCAGGCACUCAGUCUUUGACCAAGUGUCUGACUCGGUGAAUACAUUUCCACUCGCCCCCACGCAUUUUUCACUCGCCAAUUGCAAGGGACCUACUACUUCAGAAUCCAAGAUCUUUAAUUGCUCUACACCGGACACUUCUGUUAACGGCUCCAAAAAGCUCUCGCACCGAUUUCGCCGGGAUAGUGUGGACAGUGACGAAUCAUUUCAUACUUUUUCAUUAAGCGCUGAUGAUGAUGAUGAUGAUGAUGAAGAAGAAGAAGAGGAGACACUCAAACCUCUUGAUGAAAUUAUGCAAAUUGCAGCACAGCCUGUAAAUGACAGAUUAAAGCAACUUUUAAAAACUCCUUGUUAUGAUAACAAUCUGGAGCUUCUAGUAAAAGAGAAAAAGGCGAGUGAAAGAAUCGAUGCGAUAGAGAAGCAGCUUCACAAAGACCUAGAGAGAGGACAGGGAGUGGCUGAUGAAGAAAGGAACGGUGACCAGGAUGGAGAACUUACAGAUGAGCACAGGGACAUAUUGAAGAAAUUUUCAGUUGUCUCAAAUGCAAUACCAGAUUACCAUCCAGGAGAGGAGAUCUUCCAUUUGUCUAAAUCGGGAGCAAUCUUCAACAUUUCAACUCUUAACUUGCAACAUUUACAAUUCACUGCUGGCAGCUCUGAAGAAAUGAUCAUAUUCAGACCUGGAAACCAGCUUAUGUUGGCCACAGAAGGCUUUCUAACCACUUUGUAUCAGUUUAGGAAAUGCCCUGAGAUUCUAAUGAAAUGGAUGUUUCAGAUGGUUUCGGUUCAUCCUUCCUAUGCCACAUCCAUUAAACUUUUACACACCUUGAUUGAAAUUACAUGCAACCAUCUUACACAUCUGGAAGAAAAGCCUUGGGUUCCAACUAUUCUGGACAUAGUGACUGUGUUUACCAACAUGGGGAUUGAGUUCAAAACUCUCUUUCCUCUUCCACAUAUUCAGCCUGGUUUCAGUGACAUUGACCUAAAAUCUGCAGUGCCCGGAUCAGUGUCAGAGGAACAGGGAUCUUUGUGCACAGAACAAAUUUUUUCUUGCGUUCCAGAAUUUCAGAUAGCUCAUGUAAUAAAGUUCUUAGGCUUGUGUACAGCAGUCUACAAGGAAAGUUACCUUGACCUGGAAAUCCUUGCACUGUUGGUGAUGCUCUUAAAAAUACAUCUGGAAAAAGAAAUGAAGGAUAUUCCUGUGAUGGACUUGCAUUGUCUCAUAGCAAAUCUCCUUCAAAACAUCGAGGACUGGGUAAAUGUUAUGCCAGAACUGUGCUUUGCUAUGAGCGAACUCUCCAAUCACCAUCAUAACUUCCUAAAGCUGCUGCAGCUCGUUCCUACAUUUGAGUUUCGUGGCAGAGAAAUAAGAAGACACGUCAGCCUUAUAUUUAUAUCGAAUAUCCGGAAGGGGCACUGCACAGAUAUUCCUCUGGAUUACGAGUCUCGGAUGCUGCUGUUGUGUAAAUGUUUGUCCCAAAUGAAGCCAUCCUCUCUGGUGAAGAAGAUGCAGACAAUUCCAGACUAUCAGUCAAAGACAUUGGCGGACUUGGAUCAGGAGGCAUAUUAUUUGACUUUCACUCUUUUACAUUUGGUCAACGAUGCAAGCAGCUCUGAUGAACCUCUUUCCAUUCAGAGAAAAUACCUCCUGAAAUUAUGCACUGAGUUAGAGAAGCACAUCAAGAGUGAUAUCCGUGAGGAUGCAAGGUUUUUCUACAGAACAAAGGUAAAGGAUCUAGUUGCAAGAAUACAUGGCAGAUGGCAAGAAUUGCUGCUUUACUCUCGACCUAAUCAGGGGAAACUUCAUGAUUAUUGGCAGCCAGGAUGUGACAGCUCAAGCCCUCCAAGUUCCCAGGAAAGUGUGGAUGAAGAUGUCCAAGGGAAUAUUCUGUCAGACCAUAAAUAAAACAUG